This is a messenger RNA of Cladocopium goreaui, 1572 nucleotides long. NCBI's taxonomy places the organism in Eukaryota, Dinophyceae, Suessiales, Symbiodiniaceae. The record is from the annotation of a GenBank genome assembly.
AUGUCCUCGACAUGGGAGCGCCCUCAAGCGACACCUGGGCAGGGCAUCCCUGCCAUGAAUCCCUACUGGCGCCUGACCUCCAAUCCCUACGUCUUCACUCCGCCACCACCGCCACCAGCACCUGCGCCCGGUGGAGCUCCCGCUGGAGCUGCAGGAGCCGUUGGGCCCUACACGGAUGGACGGAACGGCGCGGUUGGGACGUCACCAUUGGGGCUGCAGACCUGUAGCAAGGCUUCAGCACCGGCUCGUGUGGUGCGUGGCCGGUGCGGACGCUUUGGAAGUCAAAGCUAUUUGCGUUCGGUGGGGGAUUUGGACGAACCCUUCGGGCGCCUGGAUGCGAGCCCCGAGGAGAAGGAAGUGGCUGAGUUGUUGGAGUCCCUGCCACCGCACCAUCUCAAGGAAAACUUCGCGGAAAGUGAGCCCUGCGCCGUGUGCCGCGACGUGAUGCGCUGCGGCGACCUGGUGCGUCGCCUGCCGUGUCUUCACGUCUUCCACGCCUCGUGCAUCGCGCGGUGGCUCUGCGUCAGGGCCACGUGUCCCUUGGACAACUCCAAGGUGCUGCAACAGCUAAGACCGACGGAGAGGAUGGAGACGGAGAGGAUCCAGGCUCCUCCAGCUCCCAGUCCUAGACAGCCGGCCGUGGCUCCGGCAUCACCGAGUUCCUCGCCCUUGUACCAACCCAGCCGCUCCCCAAGCCCUGCUACCAGCCGGGGCCAAAGCCCGGGGGCCCCGGGCCCCAGCCCGGCUUUGGGCGGCUCCACUGGCGGCUCUGAGCAGCCGUUAAUGCUGGCGCAACGCCUGAGCCGCUGGCUCCGAAAGCUGCCAGAUACACACCGUGGUUGGAUCGUAGUUGUGGAUGAGGCGCUCUCGGUCUGGCAGCAGCGCUUUGUACAAACAGGCCGGCGUUUUCCACUGCUAUCACCAGCUUGCAUCUCAAAGGUGGCGGCCGCCAAUGGUUUCAAGUAUCGCAUUACACCUGGUACCAAGUGGUGUGGCGAUGGAGGUUGGAGCCAUUUGGAUUUCUUCCCUGUCCUGCGUUCUGGGACCAACAUCCCAGCAGACAAGCGAGUGCCCAUUUGCAUCUCCUACAACCGCAAUGGCUACUACUACAGAUUUGAGAACUCCGUGAGGGGCUGUGUGGGCAAGCACAAACCCACCGGAACGCAGUGGACGCAUGCGCAGACCAUUUACACCUCGCGCGAUGCAAAUGGCACUGCCUACUGCGUUGGGAUGAAGGAGGCCGGCGAACACACACGCUGGACGGUGCAAAAAGCGCAAGUCUGUGCUGAUGGCUUUCGACACAGCUUUGGAUUUCGCGCGAUGCAUAAUGACUACACUUCGCCAUUGGUGCCGUGUUGCAUUCUGGUGGCUUUAAACUCCCAGUUGGGCUCCAAAGAGACUCCGCUCCAACGCUUUGCUGCGGGCAAGGAAUGUGAGACUUCCACGGAGUGGAGGGUGGUGUACAAGCUGGUGCUGCUAUCAAGGCCAAUUGAUGUCUCGACCUUGGAUGAGUGUGGCAGGGAGGUGGGACCAGGUGAUUCCUUGUACUUUCAAACUGGAACUGGAAGAUGA